AUGGCAAAUGCAUUAGCAAAUGAUGCUUUGAUAUAAUAAGAAAUUGAUUAAUAAGUAAUUUAAAAUCCAAAGCUAUCAUUUGCUUAAAAGAAGUUAUUAAGAAAAUCAAUUCUAAAAGCUAGUGUAGCAAAUGCUCCUAAGAAUAGUUCAUUUUAAACAAUAUUAAGUGUUAGCAACACAAUGGUUGGAUCAUCAUUAUUAGUAAUACCAGUAUUAUUUUAAUAAUCUGGAAUUUUGAGUGCAUUAAUAGUUGCAUUAAUAUUUGGUUUAAUAUCAUGUAAGACUUGUUCACUAUUGAUGGUUCAUAAUAAACUUGA
Molecule: messenger RNA, 317 nt
Organism: Paramecium sonneborni
Lineage: Eukaryota; Ciliophora; Oligohymenophorea; Peniculida; Parameciidae
Source: the annotation of a GenBank genome assembly